GGUGGAAAUCUUUGUUGAAGAGCUCCUAUGACUUUUCCUCUGAUAUGAUGAUCUCAGGAAAUAAAAGACUAGAGUGAAUCUUAAGUUUUUGGACAACUUCAUAAUAGAAGGAGAAAUAUCUUUGGAAGUAGAAACUGAAAGCAAUCUUAAACAUACCAGGUGCAGAGCGGAAUACUGUGACCAUGAAUGACAUUGCACAGAAAACUGAGAUUCUGCUUUCUUCAUCUAAACCCGUCCAAAAGUCCUAUGUGCCCAAGCUUCACAAGGGUGAUGUAAAGGAUAAAUUUGAAGCUAUGCAGAAAGCAAGGGAAGAAAGAAAUCAAAGGAGAUCUAGAGAUGAAAAGCAAAGAAGAAAAGAACAAUAUGUUAGAGAGAGAGAAUGGAACAGGAGAAAGCAGGAGAUGAAAGAACUGCUUGCAUCUGAUGAAGAUGAUGAUACAAAGUCAUCUAAGACAGACAAAGGUUAUGUUCCAAAGCUAAUAGGAACUGUUAAAGGCAAGUUUGCAGAAAUGGAGAAGCAAAGACAAGAAGAAGAAAGGAAAAGAACAGAAGAAGAAAGAAAGCGCAGAAUUGAGCAGGAUAUGAUAGAGAAAAGGAAAAUUCAAAGAGAAUUAGCCAAAAAAGCACAGGAGAUUGAUGACUUUAACAAUACGGGAACUGAAUCAGCAGCAGAGGAAGGGGACGAUUCGCUACUGGUUACGGUAGUGCCUGUAAAACCCAACAAAACAACUGGGAAGAUGAAAAUAAACUUUGAUAACACAGGAAAAGAAAGAGCAGAACAAAAAGGCAGACCAGAUGAAGAAAUGAAGCUUAAAUAUGAGGAACAAAACCAAUUCCUUAAGGAAACCAAGUGCCUUUCAUUUCUCACGGGUGAAAAUCAGGACAAUGAAACACAAGCAUCUCUGUCACCUGGUAAGCUGAAAGUAACUUUUGAAGAACUUGAAAGACAAAGACAGGAAAACCAAAGGCGGCAAGCAGAGGUAGAAGCAAAACAGCGUUUAGAAGAGGAAAAACGUGCCUUUGAAGAAGCUAGACAGCAAAUGAUAAAUGAAGGUGACCACGAAGAAUCUGAAAAUUCUGGUAGAGAAUUCCGUCCUGGUAAACUUAGGCUCAGUUUUGAGGAGAUGGAAAGACUGAGGAGAGAAGAGGAAAAGAGGAGAGCAGAACAAGAUGCAAGAAGACGCAUAGAAGAAGAGAAAAGAGCAUUUGCUGAAGCACGGAAGAACAUGCAGGUGAUUGAUGAUGAUGGAUCACCAGAAAUGUUUAAAACAUUUUCUCAAGAAUCUCUCAUCCCUGGUAAACUGGAAAUCAAUUUUGAGGAGAUGCUGAGACAAAAGAUGGAAGAAGAAAAGAGACGCACAGAAGAGGAGCGUAGGCAAAAGUUGGAAAUGGAAAAGCAAGAAUUCCAACAGUUAAGACAAGAAAUGGGAGAGGUUUGUAUAUUAAAAGAUGUGUUAAGCAUGCUCUGAAGAAAACAACAAUAU
Molecule: messenger RNA, 1484 nt
Organism: Meleagris gallopavo (turkey)
Lineage: Eukaryota; Metazoa; Chordata; Aves; Galliformes; Phasianidae
Source: RefSeq, a predicted model, not a curated record